AUGCGCGGCGGCAUGACGGCGGGCGUCGGUGGCGGGGUGGUGGCGUCGAGAUCCGGCGUGGGGGGCUACGUGGUGCGGGCUUCCGUGGCGGAGGCUCUGGUGUGGCCUGGUGCGGGAGCUAGGGGCGCCGCCGGCGGGCUGGUGGCCACGUGGGGCUCGGCCUCUGUCCCAAUCCGGCCAGAUCUGUGGCCUGGAGGCCGGCUUACGACGCGGGAGCGGAUGGUGGCGGCGGAUAUGGGGCUUCGGGUGGUUGCUUGCCUGGGCGGGCCUCUCGGCUGGAAUCUGGCGGGCGGCGCGGGUGGGGGCAGUGGCCCGGCGUGGUUGCUACUCCGGCCGUGGGUGGCCGCGGUGCUGCAUGGUCCAUUGGCGGCCAUCCGGUGGCACGGCGACUACACGGUUGAUUGGCAGCUCGGACCGCGGCGACGGCUGGUUCUUCUCCGGCAUCGACGACUUGGGCAGCCAUCAUACACUGAGCAUCCAACUUGUGAGCAGGAAGUUGGAGAGCUUGCACCCAGUGGUGGUGAACUGGUGCUCUUGUUGAGGAACCUCCUAGCUUUGCUCCCUGAGGCAAAUUCAGAGGCAGUGGAAGAUCUGCCGAGCAAGGAAGAUUCAACAACGAUUGUGGAGGUGAUGGCCUCCAGCAUCCAUGAUUCCACUAUGGAGCCUCUCCCGGUAAUCAUGAACCCUCUGCUCCUAUCAUCAGCAUGCUCUGGCUCUUGGCCGGAAUUGGAGUUUCUUCUCAACAGGGGAAUCGAUCAAGCACAACCUUCCAUUAUGCCUAGUCAAGCAUUCCUUGACCUGCUUAUGGCCUACGGCUCUGACAGCUGCAUCAACAAAAGCGCAUCGGCGCAGCAAGUUUCCGAUGAUAUCGAAGCAUUUCUUAAGCUGCCUUCAACUCUGGUGUCACUCCUGGAUGGGGUCACCACUGACGGGGGCACUGUACUCCAUGUCGUGGCCACCUAUGGCGACAGUGAUGGCUUCUUGAAGAGUGUUGACAUCAUCCAUAGCAGGGAAAAACACCUCCUGUUUGCGCAAAACAAGAACGGCGACACGCCCCUGCACUGUGCUGCACGAGCUGGGAUGUUCCGGAUGGUCUCUCAUCUCAUUAGUUUGGCCAGAGAUGAGCAUGCAAGUGUUAACAGAGUGAAGGAAUUCCUGGAAAUGGAGAACAGGCUUAAGGAGACAGCACUGCAUCAGGCAGUCCAUAUUGGGGAUAAUGGCAUAGUCAAGCUGCUAAUGGAGGCAAACUCAGAGUUGGCCAGUUUUCCGAAAUCCGGCACUUCACCUCUGUACCUAGCCAUCUUGCUGGAAGAGGACAUCAUUGCCGAGACACUUUAUAGUGCAAGCAACAUGAAGCUUUCCUACUCUGGGCCUAAUGGACAGAAUGCGUUGCAUGCCGCAGUUCUUCGAGGCAGAGAGCUUACGGAAAAGGUCUUGGAAUGGAACAGUGAUCUCACUACAUAAACAGAUGAAAGAGGGAGUACACCUCUCCAUUUUGCCGCAGCUCUGGUGGGGCAAAGUUUCCGAGGAAGUGUAUGUUGCCAAGUAUUGGAAGCUAACUCAACUGCAUUGUAUCAAUCAGACCACAAUGGAUUAUAUCCAGUACACGUCGCUGCCUCUGUUGGUGAAAGAGGGACAGUCAUCAUGUUUCUUAACAAGUCUCGCUGUCUCUGUUGGUGAAAGAGGGACAGUCAUCAUGUUUCUUAACAAGUCCCCAACCAGCGCGGGUUUGCGUGACACUAUGGGAAGGACAUUCCUUCAUGUGGCUGCUGAGAAAAAGAAAGUCGGGAUAAUCAGUUUUGUUUGCAGAAAUCGAUCGCUCUCAUGGAUUUUGAAUAUGCAGGAUAAUGAUGGAAACACAGCACUGUAGCUAUCCAGACAGGGAGUCUUCCAAUAUUUUGUGCUUUGUUAGGUAAUCAGCAAAUACGUUUAAACUUAUCAAAUAAGAAAGGGCAAACUGCUCUAGAUACAUCAGAGUAUAAGAUCCCCUCGGUAUUUUUUGAUGAUCAGAACAGUGAAGCCAGGAUACACUUCGCACUUAAAGUCGUUAGUGCAAGGAGUGGUGGUUGUCGCCGGGAUCACUUUGAAGAAAACUACAAUCGCCAGUUAAAACAUUAUGAAAAAGAAGAAUUAGCGAAGGUGAAAGAUUCAACACAAACAUUGUGUAUUGCUGUAGUUCUAAUUGCAACUAUGACGUUUGGUGCUACUUUUGCCCUUCCUGGAGGUUACAGAGCCGAUGAACAUACUAAUAGAGGCACGCCGACACUUUCUGGUAGUUAUGCUUUUGAUGCAUUCAUAAUAGCCAGCACACUCUCUUUCAUCUUGUCUGCGAUGGCUAUAGUAGGUCUCAUAUAUUCUGGAUACUACUCACACAGUCGCAAAAUUUACUUACUCGUAGCCUUGAAUUUUGGAGCAACAUCAGUCACAUGUUUCACAGCAGCUUUUGCACUAGGCUUGUACAUGGUGCUAGCGCCAGUUGCUCAUAAGUCUGUCGUCACUCUCUGUGUCAUUAUCCCCCUUGUUGUUCUAUGCAACAAAAUUGAAUUUUUGGUAAAGUGGGCUCUUCUGGCACGAUCAUUAUGUACUCGAAUUGGGCUAAUUCGCACAUUGGUAAUAUUAGCAACAAGAAUCCUUUGCAACCUGCUGAUGGAAUUUUGGCCCAUCAUAUUCAUAUUUGUUUGGGCCAUAUAUACAAGGAACUAGGCUUAUAAUUGGAA
This is a messenger RNA of Triticum dicoccoides, 2717 nucleotides long. RefSeq lists its product as uncharacterized. Gene Ontology annotation, molecular function: protein binding. NCBI's taxonomy places the organism in Eukaryota, Viridiplantae, Streptophyta, Magnoliopsida, Poales, Poaceae. The record is from RefSeq and is a predicted model, not a curated record. Bases 1 to 1464 code for a protein of 487 amino acids. The transcript is spliced from 4 exons.